GUAACAAUAAUACGGGGUAAUAGGCUAAUGACAGAUAGUUGACAAACCAAAAACAACAUUUACUAUUAUGGUUCAACAUUAAAUACCAUAAUUGAUACUACUACAAUAGUGGGACAUGACUCAACACUUGCUUUUCCUCUUCUCUUCCUUUUUUUCAAGCUUUUUCUCAAUCUUCUUUAAAUUUUGUUGUUUUUCUGCUCUCAACAAAUAUAUUUUGAUGGGUCCUCUUAAUCUUUAUACUUGCUCCCACUAAAUAUGUACUUAUAUAUUCAUUUUUCAACUAUAUAGUAUAUUCUUGUUACUUACAUACUUGCAUAAAAAACACACAUGUUCAUCUUCUUAUUAUUGCAUAAGAUAAAGUAUAUAAGAAGGUGAUUCUUAAUUUUAUUUUUUUUUGGUUAAAGAAAGAUGAAUAGAGAGAUGAAUGGGUAUGAAGAUGGGGUGAAGGAGAUGAGAAUAGAUUAUGUGUAUAAAGUAGUUGUGAUUGGAGAUUCAGCAGUUGGAAAAUCUCAGUUACUUGCUAGAUUUUCAAAGAAUGAAUUUUCUUUUGAUUCAAAGUCUACUAUUGGUGUUGAAUUUCAAACCAGAACUACUACUAUUAAAUCCAAAGUCAUCAAAGCCCAGAUCUGGGAUACUGCUGGCCAAGAAAGGUACAGAGCAGUAACAAGUGCAUACUACAGAGGAGCACUAGGGGCAGUAGUAGUGUACGACAUAACAAAGAGGCAAACAUUUGAUCAUGUAGUAAGGUGGGUAGACGAGCUCAGGGCCCACGCGGAUAGCUCGAUCGUGAUCAUGCUAAUCGGAAACAAGGCGGAUCUAGAAGAUAAACGGGCGGUCCCUACAGAAGAUGCAGUGGAAUUUGCACAAGAUCAGGGCUUAUUUUUCUCAGAGGCAUCAGCAUUAAGUGGUGACAAUGUGGAGAGUGCAUUCUUUAGAGUACUUGAGGAGAUAUAUAGCAAUAUGGCCUCAAAGAAGGCCUUAGACUGUGAUUCUCCUAGAGGUAACCAAAUGAAUGGCAAUGGAUCAGUUACAUUACAAGGCUCGAAAAUCAAUGUCAUAGCGGGGUCUGAUCUCGAGAUCAGUGAGAUGAAGAAGUUGUCCUCUUGUUCAUGCUAAUGCUUGUGAUUCAACAGUUUGUGGAUUUUUAUGCAAAGUUUGUUUACAUGGGCAUGGUGAAUCAAAGGAAGCUGUAAAAUGUGGUUGUGACAAUUGUUACGUUUUGGGAUAAUUUGGUGUGCUUCACUUUGAAGUUCCAUUUUGGGGUAGUUGAUGAUUUGAUCUCCUAUUUUACAAGAGAAUUUUCUAAUGUGGUCACAAAUAAUCACAUUUGAUAAUCAUAGGUGUACAAUUAUGUGAAUGUUUUCUGUACACUAAGUUGAUUCUUAAUCCAAUCUACAGUACUACUCAAUCCAAUCUAAUGACAAUUUAUUUGUCAUAAAAUUCCAUGAUAAAAGCUAGGUUUGUGUACAUGAUUUAUUUUUCA
Messenger RNA from Chenopodium quinoa (quinoa), 1483 nucleotides. RefSeq names its product ras-related protein RABA3-like. Gene Ontology annotation, molecular function: GTPase activity; GTP binding. Lineage: Eukaryota; Viridiplantae; Streptophyta; Magnoliopsida; Caryophyllales; Amaranthaceae. The record is from RefSeq and is a predicted model, not a curated record. Gene Ontology annotation, cellular component: endosome. The transcript is spliced from 2 exons. The coding region runs from base 409 to 1116 and encodes 235 amino acids.